AUGGCUUUCUUUGGCAGCAUAUUUGGCAAAGAUGAUAUUAAAAAAAAAACCAAUAAAAUACGACCUAAUGUCUCAAAAUUAGUUUUCGGUAUUCCUUUGGAUCAAGCAAUUGCAGUUGCGCGCAUAAAAGAAGG
This is a messenger RNA of Racocetra persica, 134 nucleotides long. The record is from the annotation of a GenBank genome assembly. Lineage: Eukaryota; Fungi; Glomeromycota; Glomeromycetes; Diversisporales; Gigasporaceae.